GAAGGAGGCUGCUCGGUUGGUGCGGAAUCGUUUGGUUCGCAACCCACAGUCGACGGAGGCUCGAUUACUGGUCUUUCGCUCGAUGGCACGUGCGGUGCGGAGGGGCGACUCGAGGCUGGCUCAGCGUCUGCUCUCUUCUUCUGCUCUUGCUCGUGAGCACUUGCGUGUGGCAGGGGGCCUGGUGGAGCUCCGCGACACUGUUGCUUUCGCCCGUGCAUUCACCCUUGAGCAGCAAGCUUUCUCGGCUGAAAGGGAGGCGGCCCUCGCUCAACGCGAGGCGCGCGCAAAGCCAGACGCAGCGUCUCUUUCUUUCAUCAACGCUCAACGUCGCGCGCUUCGCAGGAGGGCCUCGCUUUGGGCGCCUUUCGCACGCGCUUUGAAGCUGCAGGGCCUCCGCCUUCCUGGCGACGGCGAGGUGGUGGACUCUCAGAAGGAUAUGCUUGCGGAGUUGCGUCGGCACUGGGGCCUUGUGUUUCAGCGCAAACCGAGGUGCUCCAACUGGGCCCAGCUUGCUGACAAGUAUCUCGCGAAGUUCGGCACGCAGUUUGACUUCUCUAAAGUGCUCCCUCCGACAGCGUCUCAGCUGAUGGAGGCUGCUCGCCGCGCUCGGCCUUCUGCUCCAGGGCCUGAUGGGUUACCCUGCGAGGCGCGGCGCAGGUCACCGUUGGGGGCGCAAGCGCUGGAGGAAGUUACUCUGGACCUGGCUGCUGGCUUGCCACCACCGACGGAUUGGAAUGAACAUCUCGUGGUGUUUCUCCCCGAGGGAAAGGAGGCUUCGGACGACACCGCAGGGGCGUUUCUUUCGGCCUCAACUACCGGAGCGCUUUCUUUGAAGAGCUCGGAUUGCAAGUUAGUGGCGAGUGCGAUUAAUGCUAAACUCAAAAGGACGGUGGCGGCUACAUCUCCUGAGGCCCAGCGGGGCUUCUUGGUCGGCAGGAACUUUCUUAAUUAUACCACGCUGCUUGACACAUAUGCGAGGGCAUGUGGUUUUCAGAGUAAAUAUGAGCAUCCAGUCGUGGUCCUAUAUGAUUUCGGGGAUGCCUUCCCCUCGCUCGAGACCGAGUGGCUUCUCAAGUCGCUCUCUCGCGCUGGGGUGGAGGACGGCAUUUUCGCGCUGCUGGCUUCUCUAUAUUGGCUGCCGACGCCAUAUGUUCAGGUUGCUGGCUUACAGCAGCACUUCCUUUGUAUCACCUGUGGACCUGGCGCAAGGAUGUCAGUCCAGCGGCGCGCUCUGGGCGAUUGCGAUGAACCAUUCGUGAAGGCGAUGCAGGUUUUACUUCGUCCGUGCUGCCGCUCUGCGGUUGGUGUCUGUGCCGAUAAUGUGGGCGCGACUCUGCAGCAGCGGGCCCUUCAGGAGGGCAUGUGGCACGUCUUUCGGUCAGCUGACGUCCUGGGUGGUCUCAGGCUCAAACUGCACAAGUGCGUCACCAUUCCACUGGGGGGCGAAUUCUCGCCUGAGCUGGAAAAGGACAUGCGACAGUGUCUGAUGGCUCGCGUUCCUUCGUGGGCUGCCAUGAGUGUUGCUGCCUCUGGUGAAUACUUGGGUGUGCAGGUGGGCCCUGCGGCUGACGAGCACAGCAUCUGGCGCAAGGCGGCGGCCAAGUGGACAUUGCGAGUGCUGGAGUUGGCCAGGUCGGGCGCCCAUGUGUUCACGGCUGCUGACAUUUACAACAAAUGCGUUCAUCCUGUGCUGGGGUAUCUACGGCAACUUUAUCCUGCGCCGAAGGUGCCUCUGGCGAGGGAGGCGUGGGCUCUGCGCAAAAUAUGGCAUCUACCACCGCAGUGUAUGUAUCGGGCCGAUAUCUUCGCGUUGGCCAACUGGGCUCACUUCCGCACCAUGUCAAUGUUGCCUCGCGGCACUGCCACCCUGGCGAGGGCGGCGGAGCAGGCAGUGACCAAUUGGCGUUCUCUCUUGGAUUGGUUACGCGAAGAGGUGUGCUCGCGCGGAUCAUCGGCUGACAUUGGGCGGGGGCAUCUCUCCUCUGCUUUCUGGAGGCAACGACCAACGGUGCAGUUCCUGGACAGGGCCCGCCACAACUAUGCUCAGCGGCCACCGCCUGGGGCGAUUCCAGUCGACAAGACGCUCCAUGGUCCUGCGAUGCGGGCACGUCCCCAAGCGAAUGAGGCGUCGACGCCAGCACCAACGCCAGCACCGACGAUGUCAUUGUCCUCCGCCACCGGCGAUCCACACUUGCAGAACAUGUUCGGUCAGCGGUUCGAUUUGGUGAGGCCAGGCAAAGCUGUCUUGGUCAGCGUCCCGCGCGGAACGCCCGUCGAUGAUGCGCUGCUUGUUGUAGAGGCCGACGCGCGUCGACUGGGGACACACUGCUCGGAAAUGUACUUCCAGGAGAUCAACGCCACAGGGACGUGGGCGAACAAGGUGCGGCCUGGAGGCUUUCACUUCGACGCUCACGACGCGCGUGACGAGACGCCGAAGUGGCUGAAACUCGGGCUUGUGGAGCUCAAAGUCGGCAGCGGUCACACCGACAAGGGGCAGCCGUAUCUGAACGUCUACGUCAAGAACCUUCAGCGCACUGGGUAUCGUGUCGGAGGGCUGCUGGGAGAGGAUGACCACACGGAGGCGGCGGCGCCUGAGAAAGGGUGCCAGAAGAUAUUGUCCCUCGAGGCGCGGUUGUAUGGUCAAGCUUCGGAUCUAAACGGUUCCGUCGCAAUUGGCUACUGAGCCGAGGGCUCCCAGCUCCGCGCGGGGCGGUCGAGCCCGCCCGCCCGCCCGCAAGGGGUGAAUUGGUGUGUCCCGCCGACAUUUACUUCGAAUUCCAGAGACCUAUAGGGAUCUGCGACGACAGAGCGUACAUAUUUACAGUGUCCUGCUGUGACAGAGCGCAUCCUCUCUUUCUCCUGUUCUUCCUUCCCCUCCUCUUCCUCCUCCUCGCGUAGCGUGCUGCCGCUUGUUUGAAUCGAUGUCAAGCGUGUGCGCGCCUCGACUCCGUGCAACCGCGUUCGGCCGUCUCCGUUGCAGACGGUGGACGGAGCAGGUCAGGGUUAGCAGGAGGGAUGCUUCGGAAAGAAAUCAUACAUGUAAGAAUUCAGACACCGAAAUUCAAGACUGAAUGGUCCUCUGGUACUUCUUCAGGUGAGCUUCAUAAGCUUGCGAUAUCAAAAAACGGUGCGUAAUGUUCCGUGGCGCCGAUGGCGCGAAAUUUUGUGUAUUCCUGGUUUGUGUUUUGGGAACUCAAUGUCCCCGUUGCCGAGCAGUCCCCUUCGCCCCAGGGCCCGCAGGUUUUCUUUGGAGUCCUGGGCUGUAAGUGGGCGCGCGUGCAGCAAAGGUUUUGUCCAUAGCCUUGCGUUACAGCCUCCUUCGAGUGCCCCCCAUCCGCAUCCUCCUCAUCCUUCCUUCCUCUACGCAUGUCUCCCCUCUUCCAUUUUCCACUUGCCAUGCGUUUUGCAUUGUCUUGCGGCGGAUCCCCAGCCCGUCCUAGAGUUGUCCGCUCGCUGCGAGUUCUCUCCGAUGUCGCUGAUGCGGUGACGUGGCCGCGCGUGCAGAGCGCAUGUCGUUCCUUGUCCCUCCUCUCUGUCGAGGACUGUGUCCUCGACCUCUGCCUUCCCCACUUUCCUGUUGCUUCUUUUGAUCCGUGAGCCACUCAAAUCCGGAUGCUCGCGCGGAGCUCCGCCUGUGCCUUUGCGUGCAGACAUGACUGCGCCUGACUCCCGUGGGUUUUCGAGGGCCGGUGACGUCGCGAUUCUCGGCGGCGGCG
Messenger RNA from Prorocentrum cordatum, 3716 nucleotides. Lineage: Eukaryota; Dinophyceae; Prorocentrales; Prorocentraceae. The record is from the annotation of a GenBank genome assembly.